AUGGACAACCUGGCAUCUCCCGCAGCCAUUCAGAAACGUAUCUGGGACGGGCGGAUACCUUUGGAGAUUGUGCUUGCCCCUUCGCAGAGCCGAUGUUAUGAUCAAACUGAUCCAUAUAUUGUUUCAUUCCCACGAGUCUGUUAUCUUCCCUCGUUGCUCCCAAAGCUUCGAGCCUUUUUUUCUCCCUAUUUGAUUGAGCCUGGCUCCCAGCACCAUGAUGGCUGGUUUGCUUUCGAGGGUGUGCCGCUGAAAUGGCACUAUCCCAUCGGUCUGCUGUUUGACUUAUACGCUGGAGCAGACCCUGCCACCAAGACCGGCUUCGGAAGCGAUGACUCUCAGGAGAGCGGAUCAUCCUUCCCCUGGCGACUGACGGUCCACUUUAGCGACUGGCCAGUUGAAGACCUCGUUCAACUUGAUGCAAAUGGUAUUGUCAUGAAUGAUGCAUUCAUCAACAGCGUCAAAGAGGCAGACUUUCUUCGAAAUGGAACCGCCAAAGGAAUCAUGAGCCUUUCCAAAGAGGACUCAUCAGGCCUCUGGAAGGCAGUAGAAGAUGUGGACCUUCCAUCAUUCCAACGUAUUUCGAACAUUCUUCUGCCCCCUCCAUCGCAGCCGUUCCGCAAUGUACCGAUUCGCAUCUUUCUACCGCUACUACCCGACGAAGAGUCGGGGUCACUCAAAGUGGUUCAAUCGCCUCUUCCUCCAUUAAUGCAGGCUCUGAGUGUUCACUCUAGUCAAUCAAUCAGCUCUCGGUCGAGCCCCAGUACACAGCCUCAGACCAUAGGCGGUGUUCUGCACACCUUACUCCCAAAUCUUUUCCCAAGCCGAAGAACUCCGGUUCUUGCAAAGCCAGUCUUACAUGGUGCUGUGCUUCCUAUGUCUGCCCCUAUUGAGGAAAUAGUGAGGAGCUCUGCAUAUGGAGACGGAUGGGCUUAUGUUGUUGUCCGAAUGAUGGGAUGA
Messenger RNA from Penicillium canariense, 957 nucleotides. Its product is annotated as autophagy protein 5. The transcript is spliced from 3 exons. Gene Ontology annotation, biological process: autophagosome assembly; autophagy of mitochondrion; cellular response to nitrogen starvation. Bases 1 to 957 code for a protein of 318 amino acids. The record is from RefSeq and is a predicted model, not a curated record. Gene Ontology annotation, cellular component: phagophore assembly site membrane; cytoplasm; Atg12-Atg5-Atg16 complex. Lineage: Eukaryota; Fungi; Ascomycota; Eurotiomycetes; Eurotiales; Aspergillaceae.